CCAUAACAACGCUGGAUAUGGCGGCGGCGCCUCCAACUAUGACUACACAAGCCAGCAUGCAUCGUAUGGGUAGGACGAUCCAUCCCCAUCACGGGAAGGGCAUCAGUGGCGUGGUUUUUGGCAGCCCCAUCCAUUCGUUAUUUCUUUUCUCACCACUCUGCGCACAGAAUUGGUAUGACGACCGUGCGAGUUUCACUUGCUACUGCACGUCAAGCAGACGGUCACGUACUUGUUUUGAUAGCGUGGAGUCCCCGCCUCUCUCUCACCGCUACCUGUUAAUCGAAUCAAGCUGACUUUCUUCCAGUGGCGGCGGUGGCUAUGGCGGCAGCAACGGAGGUUCAUACGGCGGCGGCGGCGGUGGAGGCUACGGUGGUGGCGGCGGUGGUUACGGCGGAGGUGGAGGCGACAGGAUGUCUGCCCUUGGCCAGGGCCUGAAGACACAGCAGUGGGAUCUCGACACAAUGCCAAAGUUCGAGAAGUCCUUCUACAAGGAGGAUCCCGCAGUUGCCGGACGCACACCAGACGAGGUCGACGCCUACCGCAAGGAGCACCAGAUGGCGGUCGUUGGCAAGAACGUACCUAAACCCGUUACAUCGUUCGACGAAGCUGGAUUCCCAGCGUACGUCAUGAACGAGGUCAAGGCACAAGGAUUUGCGGCGCCCACUGCUAUCCAGGCGCAGGGAUGGCCCAUGGCUCUCUCUGGACGCGAUGUUGUCGGUGUUGCUGAGACAGGUUCCGGAAAGACAUUGACCUACUGUCUGCCCGCUAUCGUUCACAUCAACGCUCAGCCUCUGCUCGGUCCCGGUGAUGGUCCCAUCGUCCUGAUCCUCGCGCCUACUCGUGAAUUGGCUGUUCAGAUUCAACAAGAAAUCAGCAAGUUCGGAAAGUCUUCCCGCAUCCGCAACACCUGUGUUUACGGUGGUGUUCCCAAGGGCCCGCAGAUCCGCGACCUCGCUAGGGGCGUCGAAGUGUGCAUCGCUACCCCUGGACGUCUUAUCGACAUGCUCGAGUCUGGAAAGACCAACCUCCGUCGUGUCACCUACCUUGUUCUCGAUGAGGCCGAUCGCAUGCUUGACAUGGGUUUUGAGCCGCAGAUUCGCAAAAUCAUUGGACAGAUUCGCCCAGAUCGUCAGACUUGCAUGUGGUCUGCUACAUGGCCCAAGGAAGUUCGUCAGCUGGCUGCCGAUUACCAGAAGGAUUUCAUCCAAGUCAACAUUGGCUCCAUGGAUCUCUCCGCCAACCACCGCAUUCAGCAGAUCGUUGAGGUUGUCUCAGAGUUCGAGAAGCGCGACAGGAUGGCCAAGCACCUUGAGACCAUCAUGAGCGACAAGGAAAACAAGAUCUUGAUCUUUACAGGUACCAAGCGAGUCGCUGAUGAGAUCACCCGAUUCCUUCGCCAGGAUGGAUGGCCAGCGUUGUCCAUUCACGGUGACAAGCAGCAGAACGAGCGCGAUUGGGUCUUGAACGAGUUCAAGACUGGCAAGAGCCCCAUCAUGGUUGCCACUGACGUGGCUUCCCGUGGUAUUGGUAUGAUUGCAAACCCCCCCACCCCUCUCCCCUCUCCCUCCCAAACUAUUAUUAUGCGUGAACUGCCAUUGUGCUCUGCUUAGGUUGUCUUGUGCGCUCGCUACAUUUGCUUCCAUGACAUCGUCCAGGGCUUGAAGAGUUUCUCGAUCUGAAAACCAGGGAUCCUUGGGCACGCUGGCGAAGUAUUCGCUCUUUGCCGCUCUCUGUCUCACGUAUUACCGAGGUAUUACUGAGACAAGCUGAGAUGAUUGAACUUGUGCUUCUACAAGUUGUAAUCUCUUCCAAGGGUUUCUGGACCAGGAGAUAUCCGCAGCCUUUCCCACUGGAUUCGUAUGCCAUGACCAUCGUUGUAGCGCACUGAGACACUUGCAUGCAACAUACUGCAGCUUCACGCGAUCACAUCCUGAUCGUCGUUUUGCCCGUCACACUUACCAAUUGCUAACCUUGCGUUUUAAGAUGUCCGUAACAUUACCCACGUGUUCAACUAUGACUACCCCAACAACUCGGAGGACUAUGUCCAUCGUAUUGGUC
Messenger RNA from Dothidotthia symphoricarpi CBS 119687, 2058 nucleotides. RefSeq names its product DEAD-domain-containing protein. Gene Ontology annotation, molecular function: RNA binding; RNA helicase activity; ATP binding. The transcript has 3 exons. The record is from RefSeq and is a predicted model, not a curated record. NCBI's taxonomy places the organism in Eukaryota, Fungi, Ascomycota, Dothideomycetes, Pleosporales, Dothidotthiaceae. Gene Ontology annotation, cellular component: ribonucleoprotein complex; cytoplasm; nucleus. Bases 411 to 1610 code for a protein of 399 amino acids. Gene Ontology annotation, biological process: rRNA processing.